Molecule: messenger RNA, 3284 nt
Organism: Populus nigra (black poplar)
Lineage: Eukaryota; Viridiplantae; Streptophyta; Magnoliopsida; Malpighiales; Salicaceae
Product: probable LRR receptor-like serine/threonine-protein kinase At1g67720
Exons: 15
Coding region: 353-3157 (934 amino acids)
Biological process (GO): protein phosphorylation
Molecular function (GO): protein binding; ATP binding; protein kinase activity
Source: RefSeq, a predicted model, not a curated record
UUAUUUUGUCUGUCAACAAGAGAAACAAGAUUUCCUGUUCUUCAACAGAACAAACAAACUGCUAGUACAAGUUGGAUUUCUUUAACAAAGGAAAUAAAGCAGAGCUUGAGAUCUUUUGAUUUGCUCCAAAAAUAAGAUUCCAAAGGGAAAAGGAGGACAUAACGUGAGUGAACAUCGCACACCCUCAUCAGUCAAAAGAAGAAAGAGAGAGUGAAAGGCAAGUUCUGAGCAGUGGAGGAAAGUAGGUUAGAUGCUCGACUUCACAAACAGUUAUGGAGCUCAUCAAUCACUGACAAAUUCUAACACUAAAACAAUAAGAUCAUAGGAUUAGUUUUUGUCUUCCUGUUCCUCAAUGGCUUCGCAUUCCCAUUUUCUGCUUCUCUAUUUAUUCCUCAUGUCUUCUGUUAUAUGCCAAGUUACAGAAUUCAUCAGCAUAGAUUGUGGAGGCACAAGUAAUUACACAGAUCCAGUAACUGGACUUGCAUGGGUUUCAGACAAUGGCACCAUCAUGAACUAUGGAAAAUCGGCAGAGGUAGAAAUUCCAAACGGAAAUAUGCAGUAUCGAAGACGGCGAGACUUUCCUAUAGACAGCAAGAAGUAUUGUUACACUCUUGGCACCAAAGAGAGACGUCGGUAUCUUGUCCGUGCCACAUUUCAGUAUGGAAUCUUAGGAAAUGGAGAUGCAUACCCCAAAUUUGAUCUCUACUUGGAUGCAACUAAGUGGUCGACUGUGGUAGUAUUGGAUGCUUCAAGAGUGUAUGUGAAGGAAAUGAUUAUCAGGGCUCCUUCAAGUUCAAUUGAUGUGUGUAUAUGCUGUGCUUCAACUGGUUCUCCCUUCAUAUCCACUCUAGAAUUGCGACCUCUCAACCUUUCAAUGUAUGCAACUGAUUUCGAGGAUAAUUUCUUCUUAGAGGUAGCAGCCAGAGUAAAUUUUGGGGCUCUGAGCAAGGAUGUCAUAAGGUACCCGGAUGAUCCGUAUGACAGAAUUUGGGAUUCAGAUCUUGAGAAGAGGCAAAACUACCUUGUAGGUGUGGCCCCUGGCACAGUUAGAAUCAAUACAUCAAAGUACGUAGACACUAGGACUAGAGAAUACCCUCCUGUUAAAGUAAUGCAAACAGCUGUUGUUGGCACUCAAGGGACACUUAGUUAUAGGUUGAACCUUGAUGACUUCCCUGCCAAUGCUCGAGCUUAUGCAUAUUUUGCCGAAAUUGAAGACUUGGGAGCAAAUGAGACUCGGAAAUUCAAAUUGCAGCAACCUUACUUUCCUGACUACAGCAACGCAGUGGUAAAUAUUGCAGAAAAUGCCAAUGGGAGCCACACACUUUAUGAACCCAGCUACAUGAAUGUGACUCUGGAUUUUGUCCUUUCAUUCUCUUUUGUCAAGACCCGAGAUUCUACACAAGGACCACUCUUAAAUGCGAUUGAGAUUAGUAAAUACCUAAAGAUUGAACCAAGGACCGACAGCCAAGAUGUGACUGUUCUCAAUGCCCUUCGUUCUCUGUCUGCUGAAAGUGCUUGGACAAAUGAACAAGGCGAUCCUUGUGUUCCUGCUCACUGGGAUUGGGUUAAUUGCACCUCAACCACACCGCCAAGAAUCACUAAAAUUUCACUGUCAGGAAAGAACCUGAAAGGGGAGAUUCCACCUGAGAUUAAUAACAUGGAGACAUUGACAGAAUUGUGGUUGGAUGGUAACUUCCUUACAGGGCCAAUCCCUAGUAUAAGCAAUCUUGUUAAUUUGAAAAUAGUGCAUCUGGAGAACAACAAACUGAGUGGUCAAUUACCCAAGUACCUGGGUAGUUUGCCAGACUUACAAGAGCUGUACAUACAGAACAACUACUUUAGUGGGGAAAUACCUUCAGGGUUGCUAACUGGAAAAGUUAUUAUCAAUUAUGAACAUAAUCCUGGACUACAUAAAGAGGCAGGGAAAAAGAAACAUUCGAAGUUGAUACUUGGAGUUUCGAUUGGCAUACUUGCAGCACUAUUAGUUGUUCUGAUAGGAAGUUUACUGUUUUUGCGUAAUCUUCAAAGAAAGACAUCUCAUCAAAAAACUGCAGUCCAAGGUAGUUCUUUGCGUGUUAGUGCCAAACCUUCAACUGCGUAUUCUGUAUCACGGGGUUGGCAUAUGAUGGAUGAAGGAGUUUCAUACUAUAUUCCGCUCUCUGAGAUUGAAGAAGCUACCAAAAACUUUUCCAAAAAAAUUGGUAGAGGAAGUUUUGGGACUGUCUACUAUGGCCAAAUGAAAGAGGGAAAAGAAGUGGCAGUCAAGAUAAUGGGUGACUCAACCACUCAUAUGACCCAGCAGUUUGUGACUGAGGUUGCCCUCUUGUCAAGAAUUCAUCACAGGAACUUGGUUCCUUUGAUCGGCUAUUGUGAAGAAGAAAAUCAACGUAUUCUGGUUUAUGAAUAUAUGCACAAUGGAACUUUGCGCGAUCACAUACAUGGUUCUGUCAACCAGAAGCGCUUAGAUUGGCUUGCUCGUCUGCAGAUUGCAGAAGAUUCAGCAAAAGGACUUGAAUACUUGCACACUGGAUGCAACCCCAGUAUCAUACACCGCGAUGUUAAAACAAGCAACAUUCUCCUAGACAUCAAUAUGAGAGCAAAAGUUUCAGAUUUUGGGCUUUCAAGGCAAGCAGAGGAGGAUUUAACCCAUGUAUCAAGUGUGGCACGAGGAACAGUCGGCUACCUGGAUCCUGAGUACUAUGCAAAUCAGCAAUUGACUGAAAAAAGUGAUGUCUACAGUUUUGGAGUAGUUCUCCUUGAGCUGUUAUCAGGGAAAAAACCUGUUUCGACAGAAGAUUUUGGCGCUGAGAUGAACAUUGUUCAUUGGGCAAGGGCCUUGAUUCGUAAAGGAGAUGCGAUGAGCAUUGUAGAUCCUGUCCUAAUAGGAAAUGUGAAGAUCGAGUCCAUUUGGAGGAUUGCUGAAGUUGCAAUCCAGUGUGUAGAACAACGUGCAGUUUCGCGACCAAGGAUGCAAGAAAUAAUCUUGGCAAUACAAGAAGCUAACAAGAUUGAAAAGGGAACUUAUGGCAGUCAAAAACUACAGUCUGGCAGUUCAAAGGCACAAUCUUCCCGGAAAACAUUACUUACAAGCUUUCUUGAGAUUGAGAGCCAGAGCCCUGACUUAUCUAAUGGUUGCCUUGUCCCAGCAGCCAGAUAAUUUUCUUUCCAGCAGCCUUUGCUUAUCUGUAACAUAUACUCUUUACCAUAUUCACAGAUUUUUGUUGUUUUUUGUACUUUUUUUUUAGAUUAAAUGUUACAAUACAAUAAAAUCGAGGGGUCCACAA